Molecule: messenger RNA, 429 nt
Organism: Phyllotreta striolata
Lineage: Eukaryota; Metazoa; Arthropoda; Insecta; Coleoptera; Chrysomelidae
Source: the annotation of a GenBank genome assembly
AUGUCUGGACGAGGUAAAGGCAAAGUAAAAUCCGCCAGUAAAGCCAAAUCCAGAUCUAGUCGUGCAGGGCUUCAAUUCCCCGUUGGUAGAAUACAUAGGGUGCUCCGUAAAGGGCACUAUGCGGAGAGAAUAGGCGCUGGUGGGUCAGUUUACCUGGCCGCAGUUCUCGAAUACUUGGCAGCAGAAGUGUUGGAGUUAGCCGGAAACGCUGCUCGUGACAAUAAGAAGUCGAGAAUUAUGCCAAGACACUUACAGCUCGCUAUAAGAAACGAUGAGGAAUUGAAUAAACUGUUGUCUGGUGUGACCAUAGCUGAAGGAGGAGUGAUACCGAAUAUUCAAGCUAUAUUACUGCCGAAGAAGUCUGGUAACACUAGCAAUAAGCCUGCUACUGGUGGAAAAGGCGGCGUAAGUCAAUCGCAGGACUAUUAG